UCCCAACCCUACUUUUUAACAGUCGCUCCUCCAUUUCUCUCUCUCUCUCUCUUUAACCUUCAACUGCAAAUCAAACCAACUUCUCCUCCUUCAUCCUCCUCUCUCUCUCUCUCUCACAUGAGCGAUUCGUGCUAGGUAGCUGCUGCAGGCGGAGAGGGAGAGAGGACAUGGGCAAGUACAUUCGCAAGGGGAAGGCGGCGGGCGAGCUCGCCGUCAUGGAGGCCACGCAGUCCUCCCUCGGCGUCCGCACUCGCGCCAAAACCCUAGCCUCCCAGCGCCUCCAGAAGUCUCCCCCGGCGGCGGCGGCGGCGAAUCCUCAGGCUACUCCUCCUCCGCCGCCCCCGCCGGCGCCUCCCGCGACGGCCAGCUCCGGCUCCUACCUCCAGCUCCGGAGCCGGCGGCUCCCGAAGCCGCCGAUCCUCGUCCGGAGCCACUACUCGAGGCGGCAGAGGAAGGUCGGCUGUGGAGCCUCCUCGGCCAAGAGCCCUAGCCCCGGCUCGAGCCCUAACCCUAGAGCGCGCUCGAGGUUGAGAGUCGGCCCGAUGGAGUCGGUCGGGUCUUACUUGAGCAACAGCGCGGGUGGGAACAAGGACAAGAGCGGCGAGGAGGCCAAGGAUGGGAUUCCCAGGGAGGAAAAUGCGGUGGGGAACGACAACGAGUGUAGCAGUAAUGCUGAUUUGGGGGUUGGAGAGGCUUCUUUCGGCGACAACGUUUUGGAGUUUGAAGGCAGAGAAAGGAGUACUAGGGAAUCGACACCCUGCAGUUUGAUUAGAGACCCUGAAGUUGUGAAAACUCCUAGUUCUACUACCCGGCCCACCACCUUAACUGAGACUAACCGAAGAAUACAUAACGUUGGCGGCAGACAUAUCCCGACGACACAUGAAAUGGAUGAGUUCUUUGCUGGUGCAGCAGAAGAUCAGCAGAGAAAUUUUAUUGAGAAAUACAACUUUGACCCGGUGAAUGACAAACCACUGCCAGGACGCUUUGAGUGGCAGAAAUUGGAUCCAUAGGAGAUGCUGCAACUCUUCAGUAGUAAUCAUCCUGUGAAUUCUAGGCCAUUGUUUAGCUCUAGGGCUCGAGAAGUAGCAGGAAGUAAGUUUAGUCGGUGAAUGCGGUGGCGUUAAUUUCCAUUUUCCAUCGCCCCCUUCUUUUUUACUUUGUAAAGAAAAGAAGUAGGACGCGAAGAUUGUGUAGACUAAUGAUCUGUAACAUAACAGAGGGUUAUGAGUGCAGACUCGUAACAAAAGAAAAAACAAAUCCAAAGUCCUUUGGCUAACAGAUCAUCCAUGUGAUAGGGGAAGGGGAUGUGGGAACCUUGUUAGGUGUAAGCUUCAGGGUAAACCUUUUUAGUCAACUAGGUCUUCUCUCUCUCUCUCUCUCUCUCUCUCUCUCUAUUCUCUUUUGGUACAGAAGUCUCCAAAAUUUGCUCUUCCUUGUUUUCUCUUUUCUUCUUCUUCUCUCUUGUAAUGUAUCUCUUUUUUCUCUCUUUGUUUGUCCAUACUUGUACUGAUGGAACCCUAAAAGAAGCUCCUUUGGAAUAAACAUGACCCAUAUUUGCCCCCCCUCCCUUCUCUCAUGUUUCUCUUGUCGUUUGUUCCAUCAUCUUCGGCUCUUCAACUGUUAGAAAGAGCUUUGGCCUCUUCUUGUUUGCCUUUGAGAUGAGUGCAUGAUCUAGAUUACUACGUGAUUCCUGCCGUUCUUGUUGGA
Molecule: messenger RNA, 1707 nt
Organism: Rhodamnia argentea
Lineage: Eukaryota; Viridiplantae; Streptophyta; Magnoliopsida; Myrtales; Myrtaceae
Product: cyclin-dependent kinase inhibitor 5-like
Exons: 3
Coding region: 168-1010 (280 amino acids)
Biological process (GO): negative regulation of cyclin-dependent protein serine/threonine kinase activity
Cellular component (GO): nucleus
Molecular function (GO): cyclin-dependent protein serine/threonine kinase inhibitor activity
Source: RefSeq, a predicted model, not a curated record